This is a messenger RNA of Euleptes europaea (tarantolino), 942 nucleotides long. RefSeq names its product olfactory receptor 2D2-like. The record is from RefSeq and is a predicted model, not a curated record. Bases 1 to 942 code for a protein of 313 amino acids. Gene Ontology annotation, molecular function: olfactory receptor activity; G protein-coupled receptor activity. Lineage: Eukaryota; Metazoa; Chordata; Lepidosauria; Squamata; Sphaerodactylidae. Gene Ontology annotation, cellular component: membrane. The transcript has a single exon. Gene Ontology annotation, biological process: G protein-coupled receptor signaling pathway.
AUGGGAGAAGACAACGAGACUCUUCCCCCCGGGGAAUUUAUCUUGACAAGACUCUCAGACAAUCCUGAGAAACGUGUCAUACUUUUUGUGGUGUUUCUGAUGGUCUAUAUGACAGCCGUGUUAGGUAAUUUGCUCAUUUUGUCAUUGUUCCUAGCAGCCUCUCACCUUCACACCCCCAUGUAUUUCUUCCUCUUCAAUUUCUCCAUCCUAGAAGUCAGCUACACCUCAUGUGUCGUGCCCCAGAUGUUGGCACACCUCCUUGUCGAGAGGACCACUAUUUCAUUCAACAGAUGUGCUGCACAGCUGUACCUCUUUCUGUCUUUUGGAAUCACAGAAUGUUUGCUGCUCACUGUCAUGUCAUAUGAUCGCUAUGUGGCCAUUUGCAAUCCGCUCCAUUACAACCUCACCAUGACCAAGCAGGUGUGUACAACCAUGGCCGUUGCUUCCUGGGUUGGAGGCUUCCUCUUUUCUAGUAUGAAUUCAGUGGCUACCUUGAUGUUGUCUUUUUGUGGCCACAGAGAGAUAGAUCAUUUCUUCUGUGAAAUGCCAGCCAUGGUGAGGAUAGCUUGUGCAGGGAUGCACCAAGCACAAAUUGUGGUAUCCAUCAGCUGUGUACUUACUCUGGUCUUCCCUCUGCUUCUCAUAUUUUUUUCUUACGCACGGAUUCUCCACACUGUACUUGGCAGUCAUAGCAGCGUGGGAAGACACAAGGCCUUCUCCACAUGCUCUUCGCACUUGGCCGUGGUCGCACUGUUCUUUGGAACAGUCCUUUCCAUGUACCUAAGACCCCAUUCCAGCUCCUCAAUGGGGCAAAACAAAAUUACGUCUGUGUUUUACAUUGUUAUCACACCGGCACUGAACCCCAUGAUAUACACUCUGAGGAAUAAGGAAGUAAUACGUGCCUUAAAGAAAGUUAGGUGUAGGGGCAGAGAAGUGAGCUAG